This is a messenger RNA of Trichechus manatus latirostris (Florida manatee), 1382 nucleotides long. RefSeq names its product sorting nexin family member 21 (gene SNX21). Gene Ontology annotation, cellular component: early endosome membrane. The transcript is spliced from 4 exons. Lineage: Eukaryota; Metazoa; Chordata; Mammalia; Sirenia; Trichechidae. Gene Ontology annotation, molecular function: phosphatidylinositol phosphate binding; protein binding. The record is from RefSeq and is a predicted model, not a curated record. The coding region runs from base 61 to 1146 and encodes 361 amino acids. Gene Ontology annotation, biological process: protein transport.
UGCACCGGGACCCCAGGCGAGGCGCGCUCCGGAGUGCACUGCGGGGCGCAGGAGGGUGCCAUGGCCUCCCGGCUCCUGCACCGGCUGCGGCACGCCCUGGCCGGCGACGGCCCUGGGGAGGUGGCGGCCGGGCCCGAGGCCGAGCAGUUCCCGGAGAGCUCGGAGCUGGAGGAUGACGACGCCGAGGGCCUGUCCUCCCGCCUCAGCGGCACCCUCAGCUUCACCAGCGCCGAGGACGACGAGGACGAGGACGACGAGGAGGCCGGCCCCGACCCGCUGGCCCCCCGGGACGGGGCGUCGGAAGAAGACGCAGAACCGAGCCCCCCGCCCGAUGGGCCUCGGGGCAGUCAGCUCCUGACCCGGCAGCUGCAGGAUUUCUGGAAGAAGUCCCGGAACACCCUAGUACCCCAGCGGCUGCUUUUCGAGGUGACCAGCGCCAACGUUGUCAAGGACCCACCCUCCAAGUACGUGCUCUACACCCUCACCGUGAUGGGCCCAGGGCCUCCAGACCGCCAGCCAGCCCAGAUCUCCCGCCGCUACUCGGACUUUGAGCAGCUGCACCGAAGCCUGCAGCGGCAGUUUCGGGGCCCCAUGGCUGCCAUCUCCUUCCCCCGGAAGCGCCUGCGCCGGAACUUUACUGCAGAGACCAUUGCCCGCCGCAGCCGGGCUUUCGAGCAGUUUCUGGGCCACCUGCAGGCAGUGCCCGAGCUGCGCCAUGCCCCGGACCUGCAAGACUUCUUCCUGCUGCCUGAGCUGCGGCGGGCACAGAGCCUCACUUGCACUGGACUCUAUCGUGAGGCUCUGGUGCUCUGGGCCAAUGCCUGGCAGCUGCAGACCCAGCUGGGCACCCCCUUGGGCCCAGACCGCCCCCUGCUGACCCUGGCCGGACUGGCUGUGUGCCACCAGGAGCUGGAGGAUCCCGGGGAGGCCCGGGCCUGCUGCGAGAGGGCCCUGCAGCUGCUAGGGGACAAGAGACCCCACCCUUUCCUAGCUCCCUUCCUGGAGGCCCAUGUCCGGCUCUCCUGGCGCCUGGGCCUGGACAAACGCCAAUCAGAGGCCUGGCUCCAGGCCCUGCAGGAGGCAGGCCUUACCCCUAAGCCACCCCCCAGUCUCAAAGAGCUGCUUAUCAAGGAGGUGCUGGACUAACCCUUGCCUAGUCCACUGUGGGAAGGGGCUGCCCCAGGAUAGGAGGGCCUGAUGAGGACAUGGGCCACAGCUGGGAGGCUGCAGGGGCGCUGGGAACCCCUAGAAGUUUCACAAAGAGAAUGCAGCAGACCAAGGAACUUUGCUUCUUCUGUUCUGCUGGGCUCAGGAUGAGCUUUGGCUGGAGUUGCCCUGGGAUGGUGCAGGGAGGAAGUCUGAUGCAGCCUCUCCAACACAUA